AUGGAGGUGGCGGGGUGGGAGGACAAGGACGCGUUGUUAGACAGCGCGUGGAUGGACGCCGCCACCAAGGACGACGAACCCGAAGACGACGGACCCAGCGCUGACGACUUCCGUCGCUCUCGGACGUUUACGUCGUCCAUACUUUCCCGAAUCACCGCGUCAACACCUGGGAGAGGCGAGUCGAGCAGAGCGACUCCGCGCGGAGCCAGCGACGGUAAGGCGGCGUCUAGCGGCGGCAGCUCCAAGGACGGCCCGAAGCCGCCCAAAUGGCUCAACUUCCGGGGCUCCGCGAGCAAGGGGGCUUCCGACGACAGCAGCAAGGCGGCGGCCACUCCAAGUGCGAAUCGGACCGCACCCUCGAGAUCUUCGGACGCCAAUUGGUCCGACAAGCAGUUGUCGCCUCCGGCAGACACGUCUGCAGCUGACGAGCCGUCAAUGGACGAUCUUCGUCGAUCCGUUACCGUGUCCGCCGUUGAUAGAAGCUCGUUGCGCCGGCAGCACAAGGAGAUGGGCACCCUCCGCGCGACUGCCGAGGUUGCGAACAAGAAGGCGGGCGCGCAUGGCGGCAGGAGCAGCGCCUCCACCGGCGUCGGUAGCGGAUUGGAUGCACAGGGUGCUCAACCCAACCCGGGAAACGCGGGCGGGCUUGCACGGACGCGAUCCGGCGGAAGCGCGACAUCGGUGGUGUCGCGACCUCCCGCCCCCGCGUCGGCCGCUAAAGUCGCCUUCUUCUCGUUCAAUAAACACCGCGAGGCCGUCGCGGGCGCGGAACAAGCGGAGCAGCUGACGCUUUCCGCGGAUGAGCAGAGGGCGCGCGGACAAACGGGAGAAGCCGUCGUGCGGAGAGGCUAUGGGCGGCGGGCGCAGAGCAUUGGCGGAAUGGCUGGGGAGCUGCGCGGAAGAGGAGGCAUUCCGGAUGGCGGGAGGGCCGCAUUGGGAGGCCCGGUUCGGGCCAGCUUGGGAAGUCAUCAUCGGGCCCCUGUGGUGCUGCACCUGGCGCUGCUUUAUCCACUCUCCCUCGCCUCUGCCCUCCUCCGAAUUCUCCCUCCCGUCCCACUCCCCCCCGCCUCCCCUUCCCCCAGGAGUCGCAGUGUGGGCAACGCUCAGAGCGACGCGGGCAGCCAUGGUCUCUCGCCGUUGCACCCGUCCGCCUCGCGCCUCUCCGCCGACCCCGACCGCCCCGCCUCCCCCCAGCUCAUGCGCCGCCCCCGCGGCCACUCCGCCUCGAUGCUGCCCCCCACAAUGCGCACCUCCACGCCUCCCCGCGCGCCCGACCCAGGCGAGCGCCCCGGCUCGUCCCUGUCCGAACGAGGGAGUGGGCCUACUGGCAGGCGUAAGGGUGGCGUGUCUCGGAGAAAGGAAGGGGGGGGAUCAGUAGGAGGCUCGGAAAGAACCGGGUCGCCCCUUUCACGAGGAGCUUAUAGCUGGUACGCAGCUGACGAUGCGCCAGGGGGUGUUGCAAGCGCGGGGCUCGUGGGUGGUACGGGGGAAGGCGAAUACGAGCAGUACCAGCAGCGGGGGAGCAGAGGGCGCGGGAUGGGCGCAGGCGGAGGGGCGCAAGGGGGAAGGCACGGGCGGCAGAAAUCAAGCAGCAGCAGUGGAGGGGGUGAGGGGGAGGGCGUGCGAGGGGGGAUGGGCGGAGGUGGGCGCGUAGAGGGGGGAGCGAGUGCGGGGAGGAUGGGGAGGGGAAGCGUGGCAGUGAGGGGAGUUGCGGGUGGGGGGGUGGCUGCGAGUGGCGGGAGAGGAGGGGCGGGCGGGCAUGUGCACGGGUAUGGCAGAGGAGGGGCGGCGAUUGAAGGGGGGGAGGAUGAGGGGUAUGGGGAGGGAGGGGUGUGGGAGGAGGAAUUUGAUAGUGGGAAGGGGGUGGGGGGGCUGGUGGGUGCUGAGGAGCAGCAGCAGCAGCAGUGGCAGCAGCAGCAGCAGUGGCAGGGGCAGGGGCAGGGGCAGGGGCAGCAGCAGUGGCAGGGGCAGCACAUGCAGGCGCAGCAAGGGCAUGCGGAUGGGUAUUCAAGCGGAUACGUGGAUGAAGAGAGGUACUUGAGCGAGCAAGGGGAGGAGGAGCAGCAGGAGCAGGAGGGAGGCGACGAUUGGUAUGAGGGAGGGAGAGGGGGGGAUCCUGGGGCGUACGAGGGGCAAGGGGCGUGCGGUGAGGGCGUGUACGAGGAGGGCGCGUAUGGCGGCGACCAGGGCUAUGAUGAGCAGGUUGGGGGGACGCAGGGUUAUGGCAGGCAGGCAGGGUAUGAAGCAGGGUACGGCGAGGCAGGGUACAGUGAGGCAGGGCGUGCCGGGCAGGGGUAUGGGCGGCACACACAGCGGAGCGGAGGGCACAAUGAGUAUGGCGAGGCAGGGUAUGGGGAGCAGGGGCAUGUGGCGCAGGGGUAUCAUGAGACAGAGUAUAACGAGCAGGGGGAGCAGGGGCAGGAGGGGCAGGGAUACGAGGAGGAAGGGUACUAUGAGGAGCAAGGCAGUGGUGGGGGCGGGGGGUACAGCGAAGGGCGAGGUGGGCAGUACCCAGUGCAGGUGCAAGCUGGGCGGCAGCAGUACCAGCAGCAGCGGCAGCAGGCUCCACAGCAGCAAGAGUAUUCCGUGCAGCAGCAAGGGUAUUCCCAGCAGCACCAGCAGGCGCAGCAGCAGGGUGCUGGGAGGUCGUCAAGAAAGGGGUCAGUGGGAGCAGCAGGUGCAGUGGGGGCAGGGGGGGGAGCAGAGAUGGGCGGCGGGGGCACGGCAGGCGCCUCUGCGGCCAGAGGCAGGGCCUCCAAGCACCAGCCCCCGCAGUCGCAUCAGCAGCUGGCAAAUCGGCGCCCGCCAAGUGGAGGGGCGAAGGGUGCUGGUGUGUCUCGCAGUCGAGGAGGUGCAGGAGGUGGGGGAGGGUACUGA
Molecule: messenger RNA, 2877 nt
Organism: Closterium sp. Naga37s-1
Lineage: Eukaryota; Viridiplantae; Streptophyta; Zygnematophyceae; Desmidiales; Closteriaceae
Source: the annotation of a GenBank genome assembly